AUGUGCGUGUUUAGAGGAGAGGCUACACAUAUAAUCGCACUUGAUUGUGAGUAUGUUGGUGGUGGAACAGAUGGAAGCGAAGAUAUCCUUGCACGAGUGUCAAUCGAAGGCAAAAUUGUUUAUGACAAAUAUGUCAAGCCCCGAGAACGCAUUACCGACUUUCGCACUAGUGUUAGUGGUAUUCGACCGGCUCAUAUCGUCAAAGCGAUAUUAAAGGACCGUAUUGUAGUCGGACACGCCCUCAAUAAUGAUUUCCGAGUACUUUGUUUUCAUCAUAAUGCAAAACUGACACGUGACACUGCUAAAUGUAUGAUACUGCGAAAAAUGGCUGAUUGUCAUGGUUUUCCCUCUCUGAAAAAGCUCGCAAAAGCUGUUCUGGGCAUUGACAUACAACAAGGAGAACAUGAUUCUGUAAGUAUAACUAUGCUUCGAUGUGGUUUUAUUUGUGAAAGGCUUGCCUAUUUUCCUUUCCUAUUCUUCCUUGCUAUGUGA
Cylicostephanus goldi is the source of this 492-nucleotide messenger RNA. The record is from the annotation of a GenBank genome assembly. Lineage: Eukaryota; Metazoa; Nematoda; Chromadorea; Rhabditida; Strongylidae.